Molecule: messenger RNA, 2757 nt
Organism: Scophthalmus maximus (turbot)
Lineage: Eukaryota; Metazoa; Chordata; Actinopteri; Pleuronectiformes; Scophthalmidae
Gene: rnf2
Product: ring finger protein 2
Exons: 9
Coding region: 370-1461 (363 amino acids)
Cellular component (GO): ubiquitin ligase complex; PcG protein complex
Molecular function (GO): chromatin binding; ubiquitin protein ligase activity
Source: RefSeq, a predicted model, not a curated record
ACAUUCACGACCGCCCUCGCCGAGACACUAGCUGCUCGCGCCUGUAGCUGCACAAUUCGAACAGUCGCGACGGCGCCGCGUCGCACGCCUCCACACUCUCUGUUCCGUGCAUCUUGUGUCUGUAGCCGAGUUAGCCUCCAAUGUUGGCGUCACGGAGAAUAGCUUCCCUCUGCUAGCUAGCCAGCUAGCUAGCUAGCUAGCAUUAGCCGAGCCCCGUGGACAUCACCUGGGAUCUGAUCUGGGGUCUGUCUAUCAACUGUAGUCGACGAGCCGGUGAAGCGUCAGUGUGUCAUCCGUGUCCCGUGCUGACAGACUGAUGUGUGUAUCGGCAGUUGUUGGUCCCAGGGGUUUGUUCAUGGACAUGACCCGAUGAUCGCAGCCCAGACAACGUUCAAGUUCUGCUGGAGACGUCUUCAGCUUUUACCUUUUGCAGCGAUGACCCAGACGGUUCAGACCAACGGGGUUCAGCCCCUCAGUAAGACCUGGGAACUGAGUCUGUACGAGCUACAGAGAAUUCCACAGGAAGCAAUCACAGACGGACUGGAGAUUGCCGUGUCGCCCCGGUCGCUGCACAGUGAACUUAUGUGUCCGAUCUGUCUGGACAUGCUGAAGAACACCAUGACGACCAAAGAAUGUCUGCACCGCUUCUGCGCCGACUGUAUCAUCACAGCUCUGAGAUCUGGUAACAAAGAGUGUCCUACCUGUCGUAAGAAGCUGGUGUCGAAGAGAUCACUGCGCCCUGACCCCAACUUUGAUGCUCUGAUCAGUAAGAUCUAUCCCAGCCGGGACGAGUACGAAGCCCAUCAGGAGAGAGUGUUGGCCCGCAUCAGCAAACACAACAACCAGCAAGCCCUGUCCCACAGCAUAGAGGAGGGGCUGAAGAUACAGGCCAUGACCAGACUGCAGCGUGGUAAGAGACAUACAGUGGAGAACGGGAGUGGGGCCGAAGACAACGGAGACUCCUCCCACUGCAGCAACGCCUCUGUCCACAGCAACCAGGAGGCGGGGCCGAGCAUCAAACGCACCAAGACGAGUGACGACAGUGGUCUGGACAUGGAUAAUGCAGCAGAGAACGGGGGCGGGGACUCGGUGAUCGACGGCGGUGCCAGUGAAAUCGAGCUGGUGUUCAGGCCACAUCCCACCCUGAUGGAGAAGGAUGACGGUCACAGCGUGGAGUUUGUCCCUCGCUACAUCAAGACGUCCGGUAACGCCACAGUGGAUCACCUAUCCAAAUACCUGGCCGUCCGAUUGGCCCUGGAGGAGCUGAGAAGAAACGCAGAGGCCAGUCCUGUGAACGUGGAGGCAGCUUCAGAGAAACAGUACACCAUCUACAUACCCACUGCUGGAAACCAGUUCACUGUCCUGAACGGUUCCUUCUCUCUGGAACUCGUCAGUGAAAAGUACUGGAAGGUGAACAAACCCAUGGAGCUCUACUUUGCCCCGACUAAAGAACACAAGUAGACACACACACACGCACUCAUACAUGCACACACACACACGCACACACACAUACACACGUACACGCUCAUCAGCAGGAAGUCAACGGAUGGACUUGGCAACACGUGCACACACAAAAGCAAGAAGAGGAAUGUGUGUGUCUAAAAAGGACUCUUGUACAAAGUUUUAUAUUCUCUGUCUCCGUGUCUAUCUCUCUCUCUCUCUCUCCGUCAGUAGAAGGUACAGUAGCAGGUACAGUAGCAGGUCAGUGCAGCAGGUUGAACCACAGAUAAUGGAAAGCUGCCAACAGGAAACCAGCCUCCACUCACUGUCUCCAUCAGCAAUGUCCCGACUGUGUUCUGAGUAUUAAAGUGUACCUGUCUGUCAGCAGUGUGUGUGCGAUGCUGCUCUGGCCCUGGAACUCUGCGAGACGGCGCCACCAACAGGUCAUUUAGAGGUUUAGGGUCACGUUGUUAAAAAAGGGACAUGCGCCGCUCACACGCACGACGAUGUACAUAUCCACGCGUGUCUCAAGCGGGCCAUCAUAAUCACAAGGGAAGUUGUAUCACGACUGAGUACUUCAUGCUGAACGUUAAAUACAGCGUUGAAAUAUUUCACCUGGAAAACCCUCGUUGUGAUUUUUAUGCAGUUUGAAUCCCCCUUUUUUAUUUUGCUUUUUGUUUUUUCAAAACCGUAUUAUGUAUGAUUUGUAGUUUCUCAUCUGAAAUGUCAGAGAUUGUCUUUGGUACCCUGAAGGUGUAAAUGUGAACCUGACGAUUCAGACGAGCCUGAGCAGUUCUAAUACUUUGGUUUUUGAAUUUUAGAUCCAUAAAACUUUUCUCACUUUGUGAAGAACCAAAACAGUUAUUUUUUUUCAGACUGCACAGGUCUUCUUGACGUGUUCCAGGAGCGAAUUCCUGCCACAUAGACUGUAUUUCAUGUUCAACAUGAAGUAAUGAGACCACACACUGUACUUUUUCCCUCUGCUCUUGCGGCGGCCAGUUUCUCUGGAUCAGGUGUGAUCUCCAGUCCGACCUCACGUUUCAGUUCCAUUUCAUAGACCCCAUCAAUAUUCUUCCGAAUUAAAAGCCCGUUCCGAUUGGACCCGUGCGACACCGCAGUGACAUCGCAGUGUGACGCCGCCGCCCGUUGACCUGCAUGUGAAGGAACCUCUACAGUUCAGUGAUGUGAAGCUACAAAGACUGAAGCAGCGUAUUGAUGUUUUGUGUUUUCUUAUCUAGUAUUACAGAUGUUCUCUUAAGACUUUGUUUUGUUCUCGUCUUUCAAAUAAAACCAGAGGAUGGUGAAGGUUUGAAUCUG